This is a messenger RNA of Durio zibethinus, 3235 nucleotides long. RefSeq lists its product as uncharacterized. NCBI's taxonomy places the organism in Eukaryota, Viridiplantae, Streptophyta, Magnoliopsida, Malvales, Malvaceae. The record is from RefSeq and is a predicted model, not a curated record.
AAAAACCAAAACCAAAAUCCAACGACGAAAGAAAAACGGAGGUCAACUACCUCGUUAUUACGCCGUUACAUCCGGCCACCCGACGAUGCCACAAGAAUACCUCUCACUACCUGUCUUUCUUUCUCUCUCUCUCUCUCUUUGGUUUACUCGCUUUAAAGUUGAACCCUUUGUCUCUGUCUCCCUCUCCUGUAACUCUAGUUAACCUUUUAACCCCUAAGCCUGAAGCCCUCUCUAUAUCUCUCUCUCUCUCUCUCUCUCUCUGUAUUCGUCAAUCUUCAUUCACCUUUCAACGUUCACUCUCUCUUUUUCCUUUUCUUUUUCUCGCCCUUUAUCAUUCUAAAUUUAUAUUAUAAAAGCACCCUUCCCCUUCUGUCUUUGUCCCAAGAGGUUUUCUUUUAUUUUUUGGUUCUUCAAAAUCAAAUCAAUUCCCCUUCUAACAAUUAAUCCUCCAUUUUUGAUCCCUUUGAUUAUCUGCCCUUUUCUUGUUUUCUUUUCUUCUAUAUUUUAAUUCAAGAAUCCCAAGAUUGUUUCUUUCUUUUCGUCUUUUUUUCGGUUUAUUUUUUGUAAAAAAACCCAGAAAGAAAGAAAUAGAAUUUCUGAGUUUCUUUGGGUUUUUCGAGAAUAUUAACAAUUCGAGGCAUAUAAGGUUGUUUUUUAUUCUGGGUUUUUUGUUUGAAAAUGGUGGUAAAGAUGAUGAGGUGGCGGCCAUGGCCGCCUCUGGUUUCAAAAAAGUACGAGGUGAAGUUAAUUGUAAGAAGUUUAGAAGGGUGGGAUCUGGUAGGGGAAGGUGGGGAGAAGCCGGAGCAACUAUCGGUCGAGAUUCGAUGGAAAGGCCCAAAGGCUUCCCUCAGUUCUUUAAGGCGAACGGUUAAGAGGAAUUUCACCAAAGUAGUCGACAGCGUUGACGAGAACGGCGUCGUUGUAUGGGAUGAGGAGUUUCAAACCCUUUGUAGCUUGUCGGCUUAUAAAGAGAAUGUGUUUCAUCCUUGGGAGAUCGCUUUCUCUGUCUUGAAUGGCUUGAACCAGGGACAAAAGAACAAGUUUCCUGUUCUUGGGACAGCCUCAUUGAAUCUUGCUGAAUAUGCUUCUGCUGCUGACCAGAAAGAGUUUGAGUUAAACAUACCUCUCGCACUCUCUACUGGCGCUGCUGAGCCUGGUCCCCAACUCUGCAUAUCACUUAGCAUGUUGGAAUUAAGAACUGCUCAAGAAACCAUCGAGCCAGUACAGACAGCGUUAGUGCCUGUUGCAUCACCUCUCCGGUCUGGAGAAACUGUCACAAUGGAAAAGGAUGAGGUUUCUGCAAUUAAAGCUGGUCUUAGAAAGGUGAAAAUAUUUACAGAGUAUGUGUCUGCCAGGAGAGCGAAAAAAGCCUGUCGAGAGGACGAUGGCAGUGAUGGAAGGUGUUCUGCCAGGAGUGAUGAUGGUGAGUAUCCAUUGGACACAGAUUCAGUUGACGGCUCUGAGGAAGGAGAAUCUGAUGAGGUAAAGGAUGAUUCUGCUGUCAGGAAGUCCUUUAGUUAUGGUACCUUGGCAUAUGCAAAUUAUGCUGGAGGAUCAUUUUACUCCAGCAUGAGGGUCAGUGAGGAAGGUGAGGACUGGGUAUACUACAGCAAUCGAAAAUCUGAUGUUGGCUGCUCAAAUGUUGAGGAUUCUGCUGCAUCAGUGUCAGAGCCAUCCCUGCUGCAGAGUUCCAAGCGCAGCAUUUUGUCUUGGAGAAAAAGGAAGCUGAGUUUUAGGUCUCCUAAAGUGAAAGGGGAACCAUUGUUAAAGAAAGCCUAUGGGGAAGAAGGUGGGGAUGACAUUGAUUUUGACCGCCGUCAGCUUAGCUCUGAUGAAUCUCUUUCCCUUGGGUGGCACAAGACAGAUGAAGAUUCAUCUGCUAAUCGUUCCUCGGUUUCUGAAUUUGGGGAAGAUAGUUUUGCUAUUGGCAGUUGGGAACAGAAAGAAGUGGUAAGCCGUGAUGGACACAUGAAGCUUCAAGCACAGGUCUUUUUUGCUUCUAUUGAUCAACGGAGUGAACGAGCAGCUGGUCAGAGCGCAUGUACGGCUCUUGUUGCUGUUAUUGCUGAUUGGUUUCAGAACAACCGUGACCUAAUGCCUAUUAAGUCUCAAUUUGAUAGCUUGAUCAGAGAAGGGUCAUUGGAAUGGAGGAACCUCUGUGAGAAUGAAGCCUAUAGGGAGCGAUUCCCUGACAAGCACUUUGAUCUUGAGACGGUUCUCCAAGCAAAAAUACGUCCUCUUUCUGUAGUGCCAAGGAAGUCCUUUAUUGGGUUUUUCCAUCCAGAGGGGAUGGACGAGGGAAGGUUUGACUUUUUGCAUGGUGCAAUGUCUUUUGAUAACAUCUGGGAUGAGAUUAGUCGUGUUGCUGCAGAAUGUCCAAACAGUGCUGAACCUCAGGUUUACAUUGUUAGUUGGAAUGACCAUUUUUUUGUCCUUAAGGUUGAACCAGAAGCUUACUACAUCAUUGACACAUUAGGAGAGAGGCUUUACGAGGGAUGCAAUCAAGCUUACAUCUUGAAAUUUGACAGAAAUACAGUAAUUCACAAGCUACCAAAUGUGGCUCAAUCAUCAGAUGAUAAGUUAGCUGGUGAUCAGCAGAUAGCAACAGCUGCAGCUGAACCUAAAAAUUCACAGGUUCAACGGGUCAAUGGGAAGGAGGAGGGUUCUGUUGCAGGGGCUGUAGUAACCAAACCUGAGGAAUCAAUCAAGAGUGAGGACAGUGAGGAGGAGGUUGUUUGCCACGGAAAAGAGUCCUGCAAGGAAUAUAUAAAGAGCUUCUUGGCUGCUAUACCUAUUAGGGAGCUGCAGGCAGACAUCAAGAAGGGUUUAAUGGCAUCAACACCGCUACAUCACCGACUCCAGAUUGAAUUCCAGUAUACCGAGUUCUUGCAACCAAUACCUGAGAUUUGUGCUACUCCAAUGACAACAGCCAUGUCGGUCGAAGUUUCAUUAACUGAAGUUGCUGCAUAGAGACUUGCUGUAAAUUCUAGGAAAGUGUGAUUACUCUAACUUGUUUUCUUUCUUUUACUAUGGGUAUCUUAUGAUGUGCAUGGGGUUUAACCUGUUUGAGCUUUUGUCAAUCAGUUUGGCGAAUAGAGUUCUGUUUCUCCUAAGUUGGCUCGAAAAUACAACAUUAUUUUUCUCGUAUGUUGGGGACCUUGAGUUAAAUUUGUGUCUAUUGGCCUAUUUUUUAGUUGCUUCACUUUCCCAUUUGCUGUCUUUCUAGGGAACAGGU